This is a messenger RNA of Labeo rohita (rohu), 3321 nucleotides long. RefSeq names its product melanoma cell adhesion molecule b (gene mcamb). Lineage: Eukaryota; Metazoa; Chordata; Actinopteri; Cypriniformes; Cyprinidae. The transcript is spliced from 16 exons. The coding region runs from base 32 to 1996 and encodes 654 amino acids. The record is from RefSeq and is a predicted model, not a curated record.
GCGCGCUCUGUGCAAACAUCUGCCCUCUCUGAUGAUCUACAGGAGACUUCAGUUCUCCAGCGCAUUCACUCUCCUCACACCAAACCUCGGAUCAGGAGACAUGACCCUCCGUUAUAUCGCUCUCUUGAUCGCUGGACUGAGCGUCCUCACAUGCAAAACAUGGGCCGUGGUGGAUGUGAGCAUGGAAGACCGGGUGGAUGUAUCUUUAAAAGGCCAGGCUGAAAUUCCCUGUCUGUACAAUCUGAAGGAACCAGCGAAGAUUAUAACUUGGUUUACGAAAUUGCCAGGCAGGGACCAAAGCAUGAAAAGAAUCUACUACUAUGGUGAUCAUGGCGAGGUCAUUGAAGAGGGCAGUGACUACACUGGACGGAUCAAAGUCACACACUCUCAUGAACCACAGAACAGACGUGGAACUGUUAUUCUGAUCAUCGACAGCAUACAAUUGAGUGACCAGAGGGAGUUCAUCUGCAUCGUGCAUAAUACGUCGUCAGACAGUGGUGAAGGACACACUCGUCUCCAAAUAUUCAACUCACCAUCUCUACCUGUGAUUGAAGAAACACACACAGGGAUUUCUGUUAAUGCAGGGGAGCCAUCAAAGGUUGCACACUGUACAGUGAAUGAUGGAUAUCCUAGACCCAACAUCACAUGGUACAAGGACACAUUCCCUCUCCAGCCAUCAGAUGGUGAUAUAAAGAUCAUAGAGUCAGUGACAACCAAUUCCAACGGCCUGUACACAGUCGAGAGUGAACUGCUCAUUAAGGUUGAAAGGACAGAUGAAGACGCUCAUUUCUACUGUGAGGUCAAGUAUUUUGUCCCUGGUGGAGUAAGAAUGACAGAAUCCAGGAAAAUCAACAUCACAGUUCACUACCCUACGACAGAAGUAACACUGUACAGAAAUCCACCUGAUAGGCUUAUAAAAGAAGGCGACACUGUGGAGAUCCGAUGUGAGGGAAACGGAAACCCUCAGCCUCUUUUUACUUUCACACAUAAUGAAAAGGGGGAUUUGAAGUCAGAACAUGAAAUGCUGCUUUUGGAAAAUGUCACACGGUCACACAGUGGGACGUAUAUGUGCCAGUCAUAUGACCCUGAAUCAGACUCUGACGCUGAGGGCUCCAUCAGUAUUACAGUGCACUUUCUUGAUCGUAUUGUGGUGACACCAGAGGAUACGGUUCUGGACCAGGGGAAAGAUCUCACCCUAACCUGCAAUGCUUUGUCUUCUUUACCCACAAAGACUGUAUGGUAUAAGGGUGACAUGCGGCUGUUGGAGGGGCAUGUUUUGGAGUUACAAAAUGCCUCCUAUGACACUGCUGGCAUGUAUAUCUGUAAAGUGACGGUCCCUUCAUUGCCUGAGCUACGAGAAGAAAAGUCAGUGCAAAUCAGUGUGCGCGGGAAGCCGAAGAUCACAGAGAAGAUGAGUCCGAUUAAUAAGGCUGACCGCUCUGUUAACCUGACCUGCUACGCACAAGGCUACCCGUUUCCCACCAUCACCUGGACCCUUGCUGACGGACAGACUGGGCAGCCUGUCCCUGUGCCGAAGGCAGAGACUCAGAAGAAUGACACUGGUGUUCUCAGCAUGAUCUCUGUGAGGGCCACGUCUCAACUAAUAGCCAAUUGCAGCGCCACCAACGAGUUGGGGACAGUAUACGUUUCUCGCAAGAUUGAAGCAUUUCCACGUGUGACGACAACUACAACCCAAGCCACCAGCACUAAAGGAACAAGAUUUACCGUUCCACCAAAACAACCACAUACAGGAGGUGGCAGUGGAGUCGUCAUAGCGGUCAUCAUCAUCUGUCUCCUCCUCUUAGCCAUACUGGGCAGUGUGCUCUACUUCCUCUACAAGAAAGGAAAGCUGCCCUGUGGACAGUCGAGAAAGCAGGAUUUCACGAAGGAAAAGGCCAGUAAGGAUGAUAUUGUGAUGGAGAUGAAAAGCGGUAAAUCUGAAGAGGCUGUGCUUCUACAAGGAGUCAACGGAGACAAAAAGUCCCCCACUGAAUAGGUCAUUACCUCUGAACAAAGAUUCACAUAAUUAGCUGUUUUACAGUCCACUGAACUCAGAUCCAAUCUUAAACAAGACCCGACCCUCACCGUGCCACGGAAAACAUACUGAUAUUUUCUUUCAAUUAGAGUCAAAGACUGAAAACUACAUGCACGAGGAGAAACGCUAGCGGCCACACAGCACUCCGUCUCAGGGUGAAUCCCAAUCUGAGUGCUCAAAGACCUCACAACACGUCCACAUGACUUCCCACUCAUUUGUCUUCCUUUUCUGCCCCUUGUUUUAUAUUUGACCUACUAUAAUCUGAUUCAGUAUACAGUAAGAUGAUCCACCAAGUUCAUUAUGGACGACUCCGCUCCAGUAUUUACAGAUUGUAUAUAAAUAUGAAAUACUGUAUAUAUUUAGCUAUUUAAAAUGCCUGAGACAUUUGAAAGGCUGUGCUUGAGUAUCUUUUUGAUAAUGCAAGUCCCCCUAGUUUGAGUCCUUAUUUGCUUUGUGUCUGAUUCGAACCUGCUCUCACCUCUGCCGCACCAUAGUCCAUGCACUGAACCGUCUUUACCACUGUUAACAUUCAUCCGUCCUCUGGAUCAGCACUGAAACUGCCCAGUGAUAGAGCUUGAGGGCAAUUUCUAUACAAAUAAAUCGUCAGGAAACGUCUCUGACAUGGCUGACCUUUUUUUCCAAGUAUGUAAGCAAAAGUUCUUCUAAAUGUUGGGUUCAUGUCAUGCCUCUGUAUUUUUAUUUUUAUGUUUUUAUUAGCGAUAUCAAAUUAGGUUCAUGUUCACCACAAGGGCUGAGUGAGUUAGUUCAUGUCUAAAAAUGUCCCUCUGGUCUGAGAGAAAUGGAAGUGUCCUGUAAAGCUCAGCUGUGUUUUUAUUUUUUAAAUGCCGCUACCUGCUGUCCUCAUCUUGCACUGAAUGUAAAUAAUAAAGAAAUACAUGACCAACCCUCCCAUUUUUAAAUUUUAGAGAGAAUAUUAAAAUGCAUGUGGAAGUCUGCAUUCAUUUAACACAUUGGAGGCACAGUAGAACAGGAAGAAAUGCAGGUGUUAUUUUUAUACUUAGACUUACGGUAUAUUUUUAUUAGAUUUUUUUCAAUCCAUAUUUUGAUGGUUUAUAAGUUGUAUGUUAAUCUGUGCAGUAUGUACCCUGUACUGUAGGCAAUGCAGACCCACAGACGGAUACUAAAGUCCUUAUUACACUGAAGUUCACACGUUUCAUUUCCUCUGCUUUGUUACACUGUUUUUGUUUUGUGUCAGUGGUAUUUCUGUUAAUGCUUGUUUUUGAAUUGUCCUGGUAUUUCUAUUAAAAAGGGCUGGUUUGCCUUAA